GCCUAAUUUGUAUGCUAGUGUCAACCAAAAAUAAGGGUUUUUUUCUGAUAGUAGGCCUAUGGCAUGGUUUAGAGAAACUGCAGGCUUGGACCUAAAUUGGAUAGUUAGUGAGCAAGGUCUAUUCUAAGUCAAAUACAAUGUCAAUGGUUUAGGCACUUCCUGUAAAUAUUUACUCAGUUGAAGUCCGUAGGCUACAGAUCGCAUCGUCGACGAAAGUGAAACGCGCCCUUUAAUCAAGGCCUUUAGUUAAAAAAAAAAAAAAACACUUAAACCUUAUCUUGCAUGUUAGCACUGAUACAUUACUCUCUUCAAACCACCCUCUUUCCUCCGGGGCAUUGAGAAGCAACAUCACAAAACGUCGACAUGAGUGGUCACAUCUUCUUGCAUUGUUCUAAAUGUAGGCUAUGAUCUGAUUGUCAGUGGAAUGCUGUUUUGUUUAGAGGGGAGGAGUUUCGGGACUUCAAGAAUUACCCUGGGAAAGUGCGAAUUCGAGCUGAACAGCUAUUACAGUUGUAAUCAAAAUGACAGUCAAGAGGCAAGAUAUUUCGCGGAAAGGAUUUAUACAAUACACGCAUGCUUGAACAGAUUUAAUGGAACCCAAUCGCUCGCUUCAUGCAGCGAGGGGGGUAUGGCUGUAAGCAGAGUCCUACUCCUGUUGCUGUUCUGGGUAGCAUCAACAGUGUGUGACAGUCACAUCAAGCCAAGCGAGUUUCUCUGCAAUGAGGUGGAAAGACAAAGACUGAACCAAGCUGAGAACUUGUGCAAAGUAAUGGUAAUUAACAAUGGACAAGGGACACAGUUACAUAAACAGAGAAAAAAAAAACACAGGUACAUGGACAAAGCAGAGUACACAUCUAGAGAGGAUAAUUGCAGUGACCUUACUCAGCCUCUCUCUUCUCAAAUUCGGUUGCCUGACACCAAGAUACAUAAAAAGACGUGGGAGAAGAUUCACUUUAAGGACAGAAUGGCUGAAGUCCUGCAGUCGCUGCGUAAUCUGGUGCAGGAUGUGGAGGCUGCCAGGGAGCGCAUGCAAUCUGGCUGUGGUUCCUCCCUACUAGAGAGAUUGGAACAUAACGCCAGGAACUACCAGGGUAUUCUGACUCAUCCCAGCGUCGCUGAUGAGGUAGAACGACUACAUCCUGGGGAGAUGAGCAGACCACCCAUAAUCCAAAAGUCCUCUUCUGACCUCAAGCAGAUCCUGAGAUAUUUUGACAACUUAUUAAAAGGCAAAUUGGAAUGGCUCAUGACGGAACUAGACGUUGGUUGUCACUGAUUGAACUGUGGAACAGGAAAGAAGUGACAAAAGUUUUAGUUUUGGGGAACUGCUUUACCGUGGGAAGGACUCAUGUUAUGGAAUUACUGCUCCCUCUAACGGUCAGACUUUGAACUACACUGACAGAGCACAGCAUACAGUAUGACACAGUGUAGACAUUGGCAACAGUGAGCUAGUCAUUUGUUUCAAAUCUUAAAUGUAUCAUGUUGUAGAAAUCACAGCUGUACUAUCAUUUGUAAAUGAGUGACGCUAAGGGACAUGGAUCAUAACCACUCCUACAAUAUUACACUCCUCCAGGACCAAAGGUAGAGGAUGAUGCAGUGCCUACAUAUUUCCUGGUUGUUGUUGUUUUUUAUUAUUAUUUUACCUUUAUGAUGUUAAUAUGUUAUUUUUUAUUGUAUUCAACUGAUAUUUUGAGUACAGGUGAAAAAAGAAGGGAAUGACAAUAUCCAAGAUUGUGAAAGAAUCGACUUAUGCUGAGGUCUGCUGAUAUUUCUCCUGUAGCUAACAAAAGGAUCAUCACAUAGUCCAAAAUCAAAAAGUGUCUUUGUUAUAUUCAGCCAAUGCACAGUACAGUAUGUCUCUUAGUCUUCAAUGUCAGUUUUGUGGAAAUUAUGUAAGCCUACGCAUGUGAGCCAUCAAGCUUUAAGGAAAUCCUAAACCUGACCGUAUACACUAUGCAGUAAGCAUUCUGGGCUCUGUGUUUUGUGAAUGAUGUAAUCAUUGUGAGUGUAGCAUCUAGUAAUUCUGAAUGAGACCUAAUGUAAAAAAAUGGUGAAUGCGCCUUUUAGGAAAUGUGAAUCUGAGUUUUUAUAGUGUGCUUUCCCCUGUUUCUCCUGUCUUUGUGUCACCUUUGCUCUUUGUGCAUGUUUACAUCCUUGCCGGUGUCUAAAUAGUUCUUUGUGUGUACCCAAUAAACAGCAGGGAUGACUUAUGCCUGACAAGACAGGAGAAUGUCUGAAAGACAUAUUCUAAGCUUGCUAGACAGCAAAAUCAAGGCCCCUGGACCUGCUGGCUAGGCGAGGGACUAUACUGUGGACGUGACUGCAGUGGGUUGGCGGCUGUGGUGGAUAUGUAUAUGGGAGCUGAAUGUCCCAUCCCAGGUCAAGCAGCAGUGGGCCCUGGGCCUUCCCUGCAUUUCGGUGAAGAGGAAAGAUAGUUUGUGCUGCUUCGGCAUUGAUGCAUUAGAUGGCUUAGGUGGCUGGGUCCUGCCGGUGCAGCUCGCUCAAAGAGCUGACACCAAGCAAAGAUCGCCUUCUCCACCAGCCAUGGACUCUGGCAGGGACUACAUGACGAGUGCAAGGAGAAGCAGCUGCUGGUGCCUCUCUACCUGCAACUCCUAAUUGGUCCAUGGCUUGGCAGGGGCCAGUCAUUUUGUCUUAGAAGGACGCUCCCGCUUAUUCAGGCCAGAUUCUACUGCCCCCUCUGCCAGUAGGAUACAUGUUGACUAAGUGUGAUGCAUGGACAGAUAACAUGGGGCCCUAUUCUCAUAUCCAAGCAAGGGAACCAUUAUGUCUUUGUGACGAUAGACUACAAGGAGUGGCACUAGUGCUUCCCCCACAAAUGACCCCCUGAUCAGCAAGAUGUUCAUCUGUUUUGAUGCACCUAAGGAACUGCUGUGUUUGGCAAGGUCUAGCAACUGGAUGUGAAAAACCUUCAGGCAGGCUCUACCACUUCACCCAUAUAGAGAAGACUGGACGAGCAUUUGGCUAUCCAUGGUGUUCAAGUGUGAGACCGAGGAUGAUACAGAAGCCAAUGGAUGGGUCUGUGCCAGCUGACUAGGCAGUCAGUGAGUAUGGCGGGAGUUCACCAGUGGACGAGGCGGUGGCAGCUGAGCUGAUUUCAGACUGCCUGAAACCUGUUUUGGUCUCUGCACUGACUCCGCAUUUGGUCUGGACCUGAGUUUGUUUGGACCAAUGGUUCACUGAUGUUUGCAAAUGUGAACGCAGUCUACCAUACCCGGGUGCAGACAAGGGUCUGCUAGAAAACUGUGGUCUGGUAGCCUAGCGAGCUAGACCCACGUUGAGAUUUAGGGUCUAGAAACUCACCAUAGCAGGGCUCAAUCAGAGGGGUGGGAUAAACAGUUGUCUUUCAAAUUCCUCUCCACGCAGGAUCCGUAACGGUCGCAACUUCUGGUCUCAUGUCAGCCAUCAUUAUGUUAAGCCCGCCCACCCACUCUAUACACGAUGUGAUUGGUUCGGUGAUUGCUCCGAAGUCAAACGGAGAGUUGCUAGACUACCCCGGCAGCAAAUGAGAUUUGCUGUCGCUAGGAGCGUCUACAUUUCUAGGCUAGUAAGAUUCCUGACGCGACGAGACCGACGAGUUGCAGUGGUGUGAAUUAGAAGUGGCACGUAUUGCAGGCCGUCGCAAGCCGUCGCAGAGCAUUCAACAUGUUUAGUCGCAGUUGCAAGGUUUUAGAACGUCGUGGCUCGUCUCAUUGGGAAUCUUUGGUCUGAACCCUACUUUAGAACUCCUGUUUUUGCACCCUUGCCAAGUGAUAUUGGUAAAUAGAAGUUAGUGUUUAUGACAUAAAUGGACCCAAGUCUGCAAUGUUAAUGUCCAGCUAGGCCAGGGCUAGGGGGAGUAAUCGCCUUCUGGUAGGCCUACAGUCCAGUUACAGUUUUUGCCUAUGGCUUACCCACUAAAAUCAAAUGCUUACACCAAAGCCUCAAUACCUAAACUUCUUGUAUUAUACUUUACACACAGUGUAACCAUAGCUUAAACACAUUCUCUGCUUUGCACAUUGUUUGCAAUUCUGCAAAACACUUUUUGCGAAACACUACACACGUUUCGUACAGACACUUUGUGCAAAAACAAAAUCCCCUGGUAUCAUUGGGAAAAUACCUUGUUCAAAAUGCAAAACUCAUCUGGCAAUUGUAGGCACUUACAUACAGCCUUGAAAACACUUGCACAGAAAACAGAACACCAAUCGGUCUGAACCUUAACACUACAAAUAGGCCUCCAGUAAGCCAUUUUGAGAGCUUUGCAAGCAUGGAGACAAUUCAUAUAUCAAAAGUUGUAUACCUGCCCCCUUACAGCCCCUUUCUGAAUGCAAUUGAGGAAAUAGUUCUGCAUGGCGGUGGAAAGUAAAUGAUUGCCAACCACACGCCUGCAUACCUCUUCUGCAGGCAAUGUGGCAAGAGGCAUACGUGGAGACAUUGGGAAUAAAUCCCCCCCAUUGUAUGUGUGUGUGUGUGUGUGUGUGUGUGAUAUUGCAGAAAUUCUACUUUUGAGUUUUUACAGAAGGUCUGAGAAAAUGACCAAAUAAAAUACAAAAAUAGAAACACAAAGACGGCAGUGUUUUAUAUAAAGUGCAUCAGUGUUUUACUGGUGAUAUGUAGGGUAAUUCAAAUGGUGCUUGUGUGUUUAGGUUUUUUUUGCAAGAAUUUCGUUUUUAAAAAGGAGUUAUGUUUUGAUUGCAGUGUUUCAUUUUGGCAUAGAUGUGAGUUGUUUAUCCCCAAGUGCUCUGUGUUAUGUAGCUGUGUGUAGAGUUUUGAAAUAAUGAGCCAAAUUCUGCAAAAUGUGUGUAAGCAAUAGGCAAACACUGUAAAUGGACCCAGUGUGAAGGCAACCUUGGAAUAGAUUUCAAGAUUUUACUGAUAACAUUUAAGACACUUCAUGGACACUUCAUGAACUGUAUAUUACUGUAUGUCUUUGUGCCUUUUGCACCUGCAUGGAGCCUAUCGAGAUCCUCGGGUAGAGCCCACUUACAAAAAAAAGUGGACAGAGCAUCAGUGCCAUGAGGGUCUGAAAUGAUCUGCCUAAGGGAAUCUGGUUAACAGAGUGACUAAAUUGAAGUCCCUUAUUUUUUUUUCUUGACUUUACAUUUUCUUUGAUCUGUCUUUAAUUUCAUAAAAUAGAAUUUGUAUGCACUUCCUAGGCUAUUGAUUACAGUUUUUCUCAGUUGUUACCACACAUUUUCUGAAAACAUGCCUCAUACUCUCAGAACUCUACACACAAAUCCAAAACAACACAAUGGGCAAAACCCUGCCAUUCUCCUGCAAAAUGACACUUGUACAAUGUAAAUGUAAACAAUGUAAUUUCUCCUCAAAUGCUCUUUUGUUCUCAAGAGACACACACAAACCAUUAUAUAUCAAGACAUUUAUAAGGACCAGUUGAACACUGAUGUGCUCAGUGUAAAACACUCCCCGUCCUCCUCCUCUUACUCUCACUCCUCUGCCUCUGCCUCUGCCUCUGCCUGUACUACUACUGUAUACUGAAGCUGUGAUUGAUCAUUGUAAAACUGUGUGACAGGUGUUUGCCCAUGUGAUGAGUCAGUGUGCAUGGUAGGGCAGUUAGCUUUAGAAUUUGAAUGGCAGUGUGUUCCUUGAGAGAACAAGACAUUUUCUUCAUGAAAAUUGUGUCAAAUGCAGAGAAUUGUGUGUAGUGUUUUGAAAACAGUGUGUUUUAGAACGGCAAUUUGAGUGUAAAGCAGAAAUUGUGCUUAUAGUUCAGCAGAAUCGGUUCAGGAGGUUGGUGCAUGAGCUACAUAUUAUUGGAAUUGUGUCUCAAGUACCAGAAAUUGUGUGUAAACAAUUGAAAAAAAACUAAUUCUAUUGUUUGUUUUAUUAUGUUAUAUUUGUUAAUAACUUUGUAACAUGAUUUUUUUUUAAUUAAUAAAGAUGCUCUAUAAA
Messenger RNA from Sardina pilchardus (European sardine), 5907 nucleotides. It is a transcript of the gene thpo, whose product is annotated as thrombopoietin. Gene Ontology annotation, biological process: cell population proliferation. Gene Ontology annotation, molecular function: hormone activity; cytokine activity. NCBI's taxonomy places the organism in Eukaryota, Metazoa, Chordata, Actinopteri, Clupeiformes, Clupeidae. The transcript has 6 exons. The coding region runs from base 425 to 1273 and encodes 282 amino acids. The record is from RefSeq and is a predicted model, not a curated record. Gene Ontology annotation, cellular component: extracellular region.